AAAUUGAAGUUUCUGAUUUAUUAAAAGCAAAAUGCAAGAUUACAGUUAAUAAUAACCCAGAUAAAGUUUUUGUAGCUGAUUUAUUAAAACCUAAACACAAGAUAGUAGCUCAUAAUAAUCAAGCUGAAGUUUCUGUAACUGAUCUAUUAAAACAUAAGAGAGUAGCAAAUAAAACUUCUCUAACUAAUCUGUUAAAACGUAAAAAGAUGGUAAAUGAAGCCUCUCUAUUAAAACCUAAACAUAAAAAAAAAGCAGACAAAACUUUUCCUAAUAAGUGGUGUGUGUAUAUAUGUAGUUGUAAUCUAUGCAAUGGUGUAAAAGUUGAUCCCAUACUCAAAAGACUCAUACAGAAGAUAAAAGUUUGUGAAGUUCAAGCAAUCUCAAAUGGGCCAUACAAUAAUAUCAAUAUUGCACCUUUUGAUAAUGCAAUUUAUAAUAUGUUAAAUGAAGAUGCUAGACAAAAUAUAUCAUCAGAUUUAAUUAAAGAUUUAUUAAUUUUUAAACCUAGAACUACAUAUUUUCAUACUCCAAAAUUGUUGGAAAAUAUUCAAGUACCUGAUAUAUAUAGUAAUGAAAAUGCAGAUAACAGUAAUAAUAAAUCAGGCAGUAAAGAUGAAUCUAUUUCAGAUAAUUUUUCUGAGGAUGAAAAUUGGGAGCUAGAUCAAGAUAUAGUUCAGAACAAAGAAUUAUUUAAAUCACCUGAUAUUGAUAAUAACAAAUCUUUUAUUAUAAAUGAUUUAAAUGAUUCUUUGGAUACAGAGAUCAUAUUGUGGUUAUUUAAAUUUCAACAAAGAUAUCAAGUAGCUGACGUAGCACUUGAAUCGUUAAUAAAAUUUUUACAAAAAAUUCUUACGUAUACUGAUAAAUUACAAUUUAAAGAUUUUUCUACCUCACUAUACAUAGCAAAAAAAUUCUUAGGAAUCUUUUAG
Messenger RNA from Racocetra persica, 929 nucleotides. The record is from the annotation of a GenBank genome assembly. Lineage: Eukaryota; Fungi; Glomeromycota; Glomeromycetes; Diversisporales; Gigasporaceae.